AUGUCGCAGUCUGGUCUUGCCUGUCUUAAAUCUGGGGGAGCCACUGCUGCGACUAUUAUAGCGCGAGUCGUCGACAGGGGCCAUGGCAUCGUUCGAGCAAUGGGCUGCAGAAACAAGCUGGCAGGGAAAGCAGGUCGCAUGUCACCGCAUUGCAUCGACCUGCAGCGAGCGGAUCCCAGUCACAUGACCGCAAAGGUCCCAGCAGUCCAGGGCCAUGCUGCAGCCACCGACCGCGAGGCAUCGUCGCUGAGCGCCGCGAUUGGAGCUGCGCCGAUGUGCGUGAAGAACGGGAGCCCUGCAGGCGGCUAUCCUCACGGUGACGGUGCGACCGCGACGCACCAACUACUGCACGGCAAUGGCCCGUCCACGAGGGCAGGCGAACCAGGGGGAGGGAGAGCGAGCUGCGAUGGAGGACGAGAUGCCGCUCUGCGUGGCACUAGGCACACUGGGCUGGUCCUGGCGCAGCCAAUGGCCGCCGCAAAACCGCCCGUCUCUCGCUUUCUAGACGCUCUAGCCCGGUCAGUCAUACAUGCACCAGCAGCCAGUGUCUACGGCGUGAUUGGCCUGUGGCCUCGAGCAGGAUGCUUGCAUGCUUUGCCGGCCCAUAUCCGUCUCAUUGGCUCAGAUAUAUAA
Talaromyces atroroseus is the source of this 633-nucleotide messenger RNA. RefSeq lists its product as hypothetical. Bases 1 to 633 code for a protein of 210 amino acids. NCBI's taxonomy places the organism in Eukaryota, Fungi, Ascomycota, Eurotiomycetes, Eurotiales, Trichocomaceae. The transcript has a single exon. The record is from RefSeq and is a predicted model, not a curated record.